Messenger RNA from Brettanomyces bruxellensis, 1446 nucleotides. RefSeq lists its product as uncharacterized. Bases 1 to 1446 code for a protein of 481 amino acids. The transcript has a single exon. Gene Ontology annotation, molecular function: protein serine/threonine kinase activity; ATP binding. The record is from RefSeq and is a predicted model, not a curated record. NCBI's taxonomy places the organism in Eukaryota, Fungi, Ascomycota, Pichiomycetes, Pichiales, Pichiaceae. Gene Ontology annotation, biological process: protein phosphorylation.
AUGGGUGACGUUUUCGAAUUCGAUGAGGACAGCCUUGCCUCUGAAUUCAGGGAUAAAGUCAGCAUUAAUAAAGAAGAUGAGGAUUUAAGCACUAUCAACACUCCAGACCUCUCAGAUAAUGAAGGAGAGGGAGUGCAAUUCUUCAAAAAGCACAACUCGAACAAUGUCGUUUCAGUUGGUUCCAUUGGUAAACGUUUAGGAACGUCUUACAAAGUGACAUUGGAUGAAUUUUACGACUCUGAUAAUGCAGAAAGCAGACAAGGAAGUCGUAGGGGUCUUUCUAGCGAAGAAGAGCCAAACGAGGCGGGCAAGCUAAAUGAGAAGAAGAAAACUGGGGUGCAGAAGGAGGCGAAGCGGCAAAAACCGAAAAUACAGGACUUCAAGCAGCUCAAGGUUUUAGGAAAGGGAAGUUAUGGAAAAGUUUUAUUGGUCCGGCAUAAGAAAACGGGUAAGUUGUACGCACAAAAGCAAUUCAGGAAAGCCUCUAUGAUUGUCAAUGCGACAAAUUAUGAGCAGACAUUGACUGAGAGGACGAUCCUAAAAAAGGUGAGACACCCCAACAUCGUGAAAUUGUACUAUGCACUUCAGGAUUUCGAUAAAGUGUACUUGAUCCUCGAAUAUUUGGAUGGAGGAGAGCUUUUCCACUAUCUAAGAGAGGAGAGGAUGCUCUCUGAAAAAGUGGCAUGUUACUACGCGGCAGAAUUGGUGCUUGCACUGCGGCAUUUACACAUAAAUGUGGGUGUUAUAUACAGGGAUCUGAAACCUGAAAAUUGCAUGCUUAACAGUCGCGGCCAUCUAGUUCUCACAGACUUUGGACUCAGCAAGGUUUCAAAUGAGUGCAACUCCAUGUUUGGAACGGCCGAAUACAUGGCGCCGGAAGUGGUGAAGGGAGAAUGCUACGACUCGCAAUGUGAUUGGUGGUCCUUGGGUGCUGUUUUAUACGAUAUGCUAACUGGAACACCACCAUUUAUUGGAAACAAUCAUAAACGAAUCAUGGAUAAAAUCGUGAAGCAAAAAGUCAGGUAUCCAUUUUAUCUUUCGCAGGAUGCAAAUGACUUUCUCAGGAAAUUGCUCAACAAGAAUCCAAGGAAGAGAAUAAACUGCGAUAAGGAGUUUGACAAGGUGAAGAAGCACCGCUUUUUCAGAUAUAUAGAUUGGGAUGCACUUAUCGCACAAGAUGAUGACAAGUUGCCUCCUCCGAUUGUACCAAUAAUCACUAAUCCGGAGGAUGCAGAGAACUUUGAUGAAGAGUUCACUUCGAUGCCCAUUACUCCUCCAAGCUCUCCAAUUGGUGAGUCUCUGUUUGAGAGUAUUGAAGAAAGUAGAUCGACAAGUACCUCCUCAUUUAUUCCGAUUCAAAGGACUGAUCCUAGCGGUAAUAACGAUGUCAAGAAGUCUGUUUACUUCACCAACUUUUCAUAUACGGACGAGAGUGUUCUCCGAUGA